AUGAAGCCCCCACGAAAAUCGCACAACACCAGUGAUUCUUGCUCAUGUACAUCGUGUCUUUAUAGAAGCGAAUCAGAUAGACCUUCGCUGCAACGGUUAAUCCUUAAACAGUCUAAAAUCGAUCGUCUUUACUAUGGAAAGUAUGUACCCUUAAGAGAAAAAAAGUUGUUAGACAAAUUGGUCCGAACAAGAGCGGUGUACGAUGACAUCAGAGCCCAAUUGGUAUCUGACAGUACAUCGAGUCUACAGAAAAAUGCUGAUUUCAAACAGAAAACCUCCUCUAAUGAGCUUCAAAAGAGUAGUGCUAUAUUAGAAAUUGUAAACCUUGUAGAUAAAGGUGCUGCUUUAAAGACACCGAAUUUAAGUGAGUGUUGUAGCUGCUGCAGUUGUUCAUCUAAAAGUCAUCUUCAUCAAAAUAUACAGUCGCGGAAAUUGCAUCACCGUAAGCAUGCGCGUGAACAUUAUGAAAGGGAAGGACUAAGAUAUAAUAUGAAAAAAAGGAAAGGAGUCCGGUUUUGGCCCAAACACAUUAAAUCUGAUCCUUGCACUUGCACCUUUGAGUACUUAGGAUUUAGUAAUAAAAAUGCCAAUUUGGAUAAUAAUAUCGAAUCGUCACUUAAUAUUGAUGAAGAAAUUCAACCGCGACCGCGAAAGCCCUCUUUAAAUAUUGUUGAGUCUAAAACGAAGAUUAAAAACAUAAUCACGGAUGGUUUGCAAAAGAUUAAAGACUCUAAGACGAUGCUACAAGAUUCAUUAGCUAUUCGUGCAAAGGAAUCAUUAGAAAGAGUAAAAAACAUUAAAAAUCAAUUAAAACCUAUGAAAAAGUUACCAGAGGACGAUUUUUACUUUUUGGAAAAUCGGAAAGUAACAAUUUUGAAGGACGCAGGCCGAACGUCCUAUGAAAAAAUAAAAGCAUCUCAAACAAGGCUUAAAAAUAAAAUUUUAGAAAAGGGAGAAAUUGCUGAUGUUCGGGCAAGAAACUCAAUAAAUAAACUAAAACAAAUAAAAAAUAAUAUGAAUACAAAUGUAAAAGGCAGUCUUGAAAAACUAAGUUUUAAAAAGAAACCAAAGAAAAAACUAAACGUUUUGUCUCCAGAGCAACACACUCAAUUAGCGCAUAAAAUACGGAAAGAUUCUAUUGUCAAAUUUAAAGAAGAUUUAAAUAGGAAAGAGCGAUUAUUAAAGGGCUGGAUCUGCGAAGAGCCAUGUAUUCAAGGUACAUGUGAUCCGAAGCAAUGCUUAAAAAAACUUAAAUUGAAAAGAACUGUAAAAGACAGACGACGUGGUAGACGUGGUAAAAGUAAAACCCAUGUUUCAAAAGGUAAACGGCGUGAGGAAAAUAAUGCUAUAUCUUCAAACUCAUCUAAUGUAAGGAUACAAACUAGAUCUAGGAAAAAGGCUUCGAAAUUGCAACAGAAUAUACCAAAAGAAAAUACAAAGAAACUUCAAAUAAAACCAGCUUUAAGCAUUAAAAAACUUCAAAAUAAAGAAAAACUUGCCAAAACUCAAGCGCAGGGUAAAAAAAACAAAUUGCUUAAAAAACACUUAAGAGUAAAAUCCUCGUCGGAACGAGAAGCAAUCCCUCGUCAAGUUGUAAGAAUAGGAUCUUCUUUUAGUUUUAAUGUCGAAUUUUUCAAAGAAAACCCUCGUUCCAAUAUUCAGAGCUCUUCUCCUAAUUACGGCAAAAAUAACAAUCAAUCUUCAGGUUUAACCCUAAAUAGUUCGAGAAAACAAAAAUCAAUCCAAAAGGAUAAAAACAGGUCUCAAUCUAGUUUAAAAUUACUAAAACGUGAAUUAGCGAAGAAACUUAAACAUAUACAGAAACAUCGUCAGACGGCUUUGCAAAAAUCAGAAUCUGUACAGUGUGAAUGCUCGAACGUAGCUUUAGCAGACAGACAAAACAAUCAAAAUUCUUUAUUACCUUUUGAAUGCGAUCCCUCUAUAUGUAUUCCCGGUAUCUGCGAUCCAGGAAAUUGUUUAAAACUCAUCCAAAAGAGAUUAGCCACACGCUCCAAACAAUCGUACACAAGUUCACGUAAAACUAAGUCAACGUCAAGUGUUACAACUAAAUCAAAAUCAUCCAAAGCAAAGCAAGUUCAAUCAGCAAUAAUACCUCGACGUAAAGAUGUCAUGGAUAAGGAAAAACUGAAAUUUCGAGCAAGAAAGGCUAAUCGUAAACCCAAGCUAAGUAAUGGUAAUAUUGUUCGUAUCGGUUCGACAUUUAGUUUUAACAUAGAAUUUCAGAAAAAAUCUAAAAUACCUCUUCAGAACGGAAUUGAGAAUUGGCAAGGAUUAAAUACAUUCUCUAUUAAACCAAAAACUAAAGAACUUGUUCGAGAUAAAAUACCUAACUAUCUCAAAAGGGAUGUAUAUCGUAAAGAAAGGAACUUUAAACGGAGAACAUCAACAACAGGUACAGAAACAGAUUAUUCAGGUAAUUUUAAAACUCGAAAUACAUCUACUGGGACAAAAAAUCUUCAAUUUUUAUCACAUCUACUGCCAUACGAAUGUACACCUGGUACGUGUUUCCCAGGAGAGUGUAAUCCAUAUGAAUGCCUAGAAAGAAUUAAAAAACGCCAUAAUACGAGAGAAGUUAGUUUAGGUACGAUUAGUCCAGAAAAUAAGUCGACAUAUAGUUAUACUAAAAAUAAAUCUAAAGCUGCAUUUGUUCAAUUCAAGCCAAGUACAAAGGGGCGCAAGAUAUUAGCUAAAAGUAAAAUUGGUGACAGAAAAAUGGGCAAACCAAACAUUAGUAGCACCGCCUUAGAUAGUAACGCAAAACACGUUGUGAAUAUAGGUUCAACAUUUAGUUUCAACGUUGAGUUCUCUAAAAGCUAUGGUAAAAAAGAUAUUGAAAAAGAUUUAAAACCAUCGACAAAUGUGGUUAAUUUCAGUACAAGAAAAAAAGUUAAAGAAAGAGGUGUAGAAAUAGAAAAAAAGGUUGGACAUGUCGACACACAGAUAGAAAAAGUAAGAAAAGCCGAAAAGUCCUCUCUUGUUGGACCAAUGCUAAAAAGGUGUUUUUGUACUCUUAAUUUAUAUAAAAAGCAAAAGAACGAUCUUAAUAAAAGAAAGAAAUUACUUCAUGCAAAUACAACGUAUACCGUCAAUACAGCUUUACUACUAAAACAACAACAUUCGUCAAUUAAUUUAAAGAAAAUGCAGGAUUUUUAUGAUGAUGUUUCAGGAAAACAGAGUAUAUUGCGCCUUUUACCAUGUAAAAAAUAUUCCACAAAACAGUCUUUAGAAAUUACUUCAAGUUUAAGCUUGGACGUGAAGUUGAUCAAAAAAUCUUUAAAGGAUUCUAAAAACAACUUACAGCAAAUAUCAGCCGCUCCAAGUAGUUCUUAUAUUAAAAAAAUGGAGAGUCUCACAGUAUAUGGAUUAAGCAAAUAUUUAAAGCGUUGUUUCUAUACAAUGAAUAUGCAAAAUGACAGUAAAUUUAGAAAACUUGAACCCUACGAAUGUGAACCUGGAGUGUGUAUCCCAGGCGAAUGUGAUCCUUAUGAAUGUCAAAAGCUUAUUAUGAAGCGAUUGGUGAAAGGUUAUUCUAAAUUAUCUAGCACCGAUUCCAAGCCCAUUUCCAUGUCAAGUAGCCAAACCCAGAAAAAACCUUCCCAGUCGCAUUUUACAAGUGCAGAAUUGAAGUCUCAGCAUAAGACUAAAGAACAUUAUAGACAAUCACCUUCCAACGUUACGAAAGUAAAGGGAGCUAAACAAUCCGUUCGAAUUGGAUCCAGUUUCAGUUUCGAUGUGGAGUUUAAUAAAAGUCGCCCUAGACGUGAUAAGCCUAAAAGCUUAAAAAAGAGUAAGGUAAAUAUUUCAACUAGUCGUUCAGGGGCGAAAUCAAAAGGCACGCUUAAAACCAAAUCUGCAAAAUACAAGAAUAAAACAAAUUAUACAAAGCAUGACAGUCGAGAAAACGUUGCUCAAGUUAAUACAGAGACCAAACAUAAUGAGACCAACGCGCAGGAUAUGAAUAGAUGUUUUUGUACUUUAAAAUUACAUAAGAAAAGCAAGGUAAAAACAUCAAUCGGUCAAAACCAAACUAUGCCUCACCAACAAACUGGCAUUUUAACUGAAAGCAGAGGACAAAAUACAAAAGGUUUUAUACGUGAUCAACAUUUGUUACCAUAUGAGUGCGAACCAGGCAUUUGCAUACCAGGUGAAUGUAAUCCAUAUGAAUGUUUAGCUCGAAUAAAUAGGAGGAAUUUGAAAGAAACGGGUAUGGCAACAAUAACAACAAGUACUGCCGCUUCCUCCAAUACUAUUAGACCUAAGAAAAAAUUAAAAUCUCGUGCGGUCAAAGUGAAAGAAAUAAAAUCGAAAAUUCAGCCAAUCCGACGCGUCACAUCGGCUGGUAAUCGUAAAUUAAACAAAACAUCAGUCAAUACUAACCGGCAAGCUGUAAAAAUCGGAUCAACUUUCAGUUUUAAUAUAGAUUUUUACAAGGACGCUACACAUGCCCAAAAAACAAAUAAAGCAGUUAAAGUUCAUACAAAGAGAUCUAAACAAAGACCCAUACAAACAAAGUCUAAAGAAACAAAACAUAAAGGUAAAAACAUAAGCACUGCAUUUCUUAAGUCGCAAACUAAGGUAUUACAAACAGUGCAAUCGCCACAUAAAAAUAUGGCAACAAUGGUAAAGCCGUUCUUAAAGCGGUGCUUUUGUACAUUGCAGUUGCGUAACCAACAAAACGCUGCAACAGAAUCGAAUAAAAUUAAGAAAAAAGUAUAUCGAAGUGUAAUGACUAUGACGGAUAAAAGAAAGCUAGAUCCUAAUGAAUGUGAACCUGGUGUUUGCAUUCCUUUCAACUGCGAUCCAUUUGAAUGCGAAAAAUUAAUUAAAAAGCGAUUAAAUCAAGAAAUGAAUGUCAAUAUGAUAGCUAAUCCGAAUCUGCUUCCCUAUGAAUGUGAACCAAACUUUUGUAUACCUGGGAAAUGUGAUCCAUACGUAUGUUUAGAGCGAAUAAAAAAAAGAAAUAUUAAAAGUUCAGAAAUUGGUAUCGAUAAAAAAACUAUUGGAGAUACUCAAAGCACCUCUGUUCAAAAUAAACUUACAAAACUCCAAUUUCGGCAUCCAAGUAUUAAAAAGUCAUUGAAGUCGAAACAGACCCUUGAAAAUACAAAAACGCAACGCAAAAGCAAAUUCAGCAAAGGAGUUAAACGUAGCAAUGUGUCGCAUCGUACAGUCAGUGAUACCGAAAUCCAUAUGAAACCCAUGCAACAGUCACAAAAAACACUAAAACAGAAACUUAUUCAGGAAGGCAAACCCCACUCAACUAAUCAAUCACAGACUUUAGCAAAUUCAAAAUCGAUUAAAUCUGAAGUUAUUUCCAAUUUGCAACGAUGUUUUUGUACAUUGUCUCUCAGAAAAAACAUGACUGAUAAUGAUAAGAGUCAAAUCGUUAAAGAAAAGGAAAUACAAACUGAAAAUCAGUGGCCCACUAAAGAAUCUGUUACAAAAUAUGUUGAACCAACCAAAUCCACCGCUUCUGCUGUGGGCACUUUUAUAAAGAAGUGCUUUUGCACAUUAAAACUAAAUACACGUAAAGUGCCUAAAUCACCUCAAGUGAAACUAAAAAUAAAUCCGCAUAAGCCCAGAAAUAAAUUAUAUAAAUUAGAACCUUAUGAAUGUGAGCCAAAUACUUGUAUACCUGGAGACUGUGAUCCAUACGAAUGUGAAAAACGCAUAAGGAAACGACUGUUACGCGAAAACGCAGCGGACCCCAUGAAAUUAAAAUAUACUUCCAAAUCAACAUUUACACCUACUUCAAGAACCAAAAAUAUGUCUCGAGCUAUAUUGGCGCCAAUGUUAAAAACCAAUAAUGGCCAUACUCAUCGAGUACACGGUAUCAAGAGCAAAUCCUCGAGUGCCAAAAAAGUUGCUAAACAUAAACGUGCUUCAGAUAAUAAACCACAGAAUAAACAAAGCGUACGAAUAGGGUCUUCGUUUAGUUUCGAUAUAGAGUUUUUUAAAGAUAAAUCAGGCGCUAACGGUGAUACACCAUACCAUAGUAAAACAAAAGAUGUUAUUAAUCGAUCGCAAAGUCGUACUACAAAAGUAAACAAAGUGCAAAAGUAUACAGGGAAUAACAAAAAAAUCCCAAAGAUUGGGAAGGCACAAGGAACAACAAUCAGAAUUGGGAAAUAUAAUGCCUCUCAAUUGGCUCACUCACAAACGAAAUCAAGUAGUACUAUAACAGACCCCAUGCUCAAAAGGUGUUUUUGUACUUUACAACUACAAAAUGCUGCAGCUGAAAAUAAUAAUCAAAACAUACCUCGCCAAAGAGAACAACUGCAAACUCAAAAUAAAACGACGCACACUAAUGUAUCAUACAACAUGUUAUCUCCUUAUGAAUGCCCUCCUUUUAUGUGUAUCCCAAAUCAAUGUGACCCCUAUGAUUGUGCAAGAAAACUUGAAAAAUUAAAGGUACGUAACCAAGGAAUUGGAACGAAAGAAAGAAGGAGAAUGCACCAGUCGGUGGAAGUAAAACAUUUACCAAAGCAAAAAAAGAGCCAGAAAACUCAGUCUUAUAAGAUUAAAAAACUACCAACUCACGAAAAUGAACAAGGUAUUGUUGAAAUACCGCGGUUUACUAAUUAUUUAAAAAAAGAAAAUAGACAAGGUGUGAAAUUUGGCUCAAAUAUGUCUUUUAACAUAGAGUUCUACAAAGAGUUUUCAUCGCCUACACCGGUAGAGAUAAGAAAACUUAAGUCAAAAGAAAAUAAAAUAUAUACAAUGUCAAAACCACUAAUAAAUAAACAUGUUGACUCUAACGUAAUUAAUAAACGAAAACGCUUUGCUGACAAGGUUGUACCAUCUAUAAGAUCUGAUGCUCGUAAUACAGAGUCUCAAGUAUAUAAAAAUAGCGUUGACAGCAAAGGUUCUAAUACAACAAAUAUAUUAAAAAGAUGUUUUUGCACAUUAAAACUGCAAAAAAAUAAAACCGCAUCCAAUGUGCCAUAUCCACAAACAUUUGAAGUACGAAGAGCAGUGGUCAAGAAAUAUAAAGAAAAUCCUAUAAAAGAAACAUUUUCUAAAGUGAAGUGUGUGAAUAUACAAGGUGUCUGUAAAAACAUCAAAACACAUUCUCAGGAUACACAACCAAAACACAAUGAAAUGCAAACUAUUUUGUCAUAUAAGCCCAAAAAAUUUAAUAAAAAAUAUAGCGAAACCUUGGUGAUAGAAAACAAUAUCAAGACCCAAUCAAACAAGAAGCGAAUAACAUGGACAAGUAAAAAAAGACUUACAAAAAAACAAAGUGCACAUCCAAUUAAUGUGUCAACUAAACCUCGUUCUUGCAAUAUUAGUCCAACACAAAUGCACCAAAGGACGUACAAGGAUCAAACAACACAAGGGCUAAAACACCGUCAACGGCAGGCACGAAGUGAUGACAUAAGAAGUUCAUAUAGUGAUCGUCGUGCAAAAGUAUUACAAAGUAUACCUAAAAUACGAACAUCAAAAAGUCUAAUGCUGUCCAAAAGAAGUAAUACUAAAAAAUCGAAAGACAUAUAUAACAAUAUCCAUAUAGUUGGAAAUCAGUUUGAAGCUGGUGAUGCUAAGGGCAAAAAUUUAAAAUUUGGAUGUCAAUGUUUACUAAAAAAUAAAAAUAGGAUCUCAACAAAUAUAAAUGAAACAAAACAUAAAAGUAAAGAGUCCAGUAAUAAGGUCAAAAGAGUGAAACUUUCCGAGAUACCAAAAGAAGAAAUGGUUGUUAAGAAGGAUGGACCAUGUCCAUAUUGUGGUCAAUGUGUUAAAGGUGGAAUAGGUCAUAUCUGCUUAACUAAGAUUGAUUCUUGCAUGCAAAAAAUUAAGCAAUGGUCUUCUAAACAAAAAGAAAACGCAAUAGCUGCUUUAAUAGGAAAGAAAGAAAUGAAAUCUAAAGAAUUAAAACCAUUAUUUAAUGUUUAUCUAGAAGCAGAUGGCAUGAGUAUUAUUAAUAAAGAAGAAGUUACAGAAAAGGUGACAAGAUUACAAACCAAAGGAAAGAAAGAAAAGACACAUGAUAAAUUUUGUACGUGUUGUCUAUGUCUUGCCAAAAAAGGAAAGAAAGGCAAGAUGAAAGACAAUAUCAAAAAAGAGGCUAAAAAAUCUCGAAAAAAUAAGCGUAAAGAUGAACCCAUAUGUGUUUGUGGAAGUAAAGUUUGUGCUAAAGACGUAAAACGUGAAAAGAAACUACCUACAAAGAAAAAAGAGAAGAUGCCAUGUUUCUGUGGAAGUCCUAUUUGUGCUGAAGAAACCGCUAUGAUGGAAGCUAUAGCUGAAGGUCCAGCUUCUUGUAUAUGCCAAGAAGAAUAUGAAAAGAGAAAAGAACGUGAUAAAGAAGAUUUCUUUAACAUACAUAGGCUACUAUCAGCCAAGUAUCGAAAAGAAGAUUCAGAGAGGCGGAAAAAGCGACGUAGAGCUGACCAACGUAUGGAAGAAUCGAUCCGAGGUACUAAAAAUGAUGCAUUAUUGGUUGCAGGAUCAGUUUUUGAUGUGGCAAAAUUAGGUUUCUCGGGUGUUUCUGAUAUACUUCGAAUAGUAUAUAGAUGUGGCAGACACCCGAAACAUACUUGGCAUUCUAUGAAGGCCAUGGCAAAGGAUCCCAGUUUGAUUGGCAAGACAUUAAAAGAUGCUUAUAGUGACAGCAACGUAGGUGCAACGACCAGGAGAAUUGGUAUGCGCAUUUCAAAUAUGGGAUCAUUAGAAAAAACCAAAAAACUAUUAGAACAAAACGCUACGACAAAUUAUAUAUUGCACAUAGCUGAUAAAAAUCCAAAGAAGCAUUUACGCAAAAGGAAGAAACCACGACCCAAGGACCAGGUUGACUCUAAUUGCAACCUAUAUUUAAGUUCUUUAAGAAAGAAGAAGUUUAUGUGGAUAUUUAAUAGGUGGCCUUCAUUCUACCCGCACUGUCUUUCUUUUCUUAACGUUUGGAAGCAAUUUGCAGAAGUUAUGACUUUUCUAUUAGCUGUUGUCGUUUGGAGUCCCUGUAUAUUUGCAAUGGAAGUUUGUAGAGCCGUUAUCUGUUGCACGAUGUGUACUGGGUAA
Molecule: messenger RNA, 9036 nt
Organism: Pieris macdunnoughi
Lineage: Eukaryota; Metazoa; Arthropoda; Insecta; Lepidoptera; Pieridae
Source: the annotation of a GenBank genome assembly